Messenger RNA from Beauveria bassiana ARSEF 2860, 282 nucleotides. RefSeq lists its product as uncharacterized. Lineage: Eukaryota; Fungi; Ascomycota; Sordariomycetes; Hypocreales; Cordycipitaceae. The coding region runs from base 1 to 282 and encodes 93 amino acids. The transcript has 4 exons. The record is from RefSeq and is a predicted model, not a curated record.
AUGAAGGCCUCUUUUGUCGUCGCAUUCAUGGUCGGCACCGCCGUAGCCGCAGUCAUCCCCGCCAGAGCUGUGGACUCUGACGAGGCUGUCGUAUAUCCUGCUCAAGUUGACCAGUCUUGGGUAGAUGCUCAAAAGAGAUCCUCUGCCGACUCUGACGAAGCCGUCGUCUACCCCGCCCAAGUCGAUCAGUCUUGGGUCGACGCUCAGAAGCGCUCGCAAGACUCGGAUGAGGCGGUCGUGUACCCUGCGCAAGUAGACCAGUCUUGGGUUGAUGCGCAGUAA